Messenger RNA from Harmonia axyridis, 2060 nucleotides. Its product is annotated as asparagine synthetase domain-containing protein CG17486. Bases 339 to 2006 code for a protein of 555 amino acids. Gene Ontology annotation, molecular function: asparagine synthase (glutamine-hydrolyzing) activity. The transcript is spliced from 4 exons. Lineage: Eukaryota; Metazoa; Arthropoda; Insecta; Coleoptera; Coccinellidae. The record is from RefSeq and is a predicted model, not a curated record.
GACAGUUGUACCAACUUAGCGGUAAAAAGAAUUUCGCUUUUUCAGCGGGCUUUUCAAAUUAUCACUUACCGGCAUGUGUUUGACUGAAUAAAUAAAAAUAAAUUAAUCCAAUAUUCGAAUCGAAUGACUCCAUAGCUUUACUUGAAAAAAGGAAUAAAAUUGCCGACUUUUUGUUUACUGUCAAUAGGUUAUCGACUUCUUGUAACCUACAAUAUUUUUGAAAACAAAUAUGUUCAUGAAUUUAAAAGCAGUAUCAAUUUGAUAUUACGGUACAUCGAAUUUCGAUCGAUAUUUUCUUUAAAAACCUUAAAAGUUAUCGAAUUAAUGUUAUAUUGAAAAUGUGUGGUAUAUUUUGUGUUUUUUCAGAAUCUAGUUUGAAUGUAACCGAUAAAUUGUCCAAAAUUUUCCAAGAGUUCAAUUUGAAUAUAUCUAGAAGGGGACCCAACCACAGUAGAAUUGAAAUAUGCAACAAUGAAGAUAAAAUAUUUCUUUUUGCAUCAAGUGUAUUGUGGCUUCAAGGGAAUAAACUCACGAAACAGCCCAUAAUCGAAAACGAUCAUAUCCUCCUUUAUAACGGUGAUAUAUUCAAUGAUGAAAAUGAAGAUAGAAGAAAUGUCACUGGUGAUACUAAGUUAUUUUUAGAAUAUUUCAAAAAUGAAGAAUCUCUAUGUUCACUUUUUACUGUAAAUGGUCCUUUUGCCUUCAUUUGUUUAGACAAAAACAAAUCUGUUUUGCAUUUCGGAAGAGACAAAUAUGGAAGACGGAGCCUUUUGUUGGGGAAAUCGAAGGAAGGCGACUUAAUUCUAACUAGCGUCGCUAAAAGAACAGCUAAUUACAAAUUUAUAGAACUACCUUCUUUAGGCUUGUUUUCUCUUGAUGUCAAAACUCAAAGCUUAACUCUCAAACCAUGGCACAGUCAAAAUAAUGAUUUAUUUCUGAAAAUCAAAGAGGUUGAAACAUUUUUAUGUCAAAAGAUCACCGUUGAAAAAGCUAUUUCUGAUUCACCAUUAUUCAGAAAUUUCACUCAACCAACAGAAAAAGAACUAUUAAUCUUUCAAUCUCUUGAUAAUUCUCUUAGAGGUACUGAUGUUCUCAGUUAUGCUUUUUCGUCUAAAAAAUUUUGUGAAGAUGUUCAAGAACUGAAAAAAAGAUUAGAAAAUUCUAUUAAAAGAAGGAUUACUGGGCAACCUCAAUUCUGUCAGGACUGUAUUAAAGAUCAAAUGAACUGUAAUCAUGCGAAUGUUGGGGUAUUAUUUUCUGGCGGUGUUGAUUGUGCUGUGAUAGCUUUGCUAGCACACAAAUUUGUUCCCAUGGAUAAGCCUAUAGAUUUGCUGAAUGUGGCUUUCUCUAAAUAUGAUUUCAAUACACCAGAUCGUACAACAGGGCUGCAGACUUUGAGAGAGUUAGAAAAGCUUUGUCCAGAAAGAAAAUGGAAAUUUGUGGAAAUAAAUGUAGUUGAUGAAGAAUUGAAUAAAGAGAGAGAAAUGAGAAUAGCUAAUUUAAUUUACCCGCUUAAUACUAUUUUAGAUGAUAGUUUGGGAUGCGCUCUUUGGUUUGCUAGUCGAGGAAAAAGUGAUGGAUAUACAUCUUCAUGUAGGAUUCUACUUGUUGGAACAGGUGCUGAUGAGCUUUUUGGGGGCUACAGUCGACACAGGUCCGUAUUCAAAAACCAGAGUUGGGAAGGUUUACAUAAUGUGCUGAGGACAGAUUGGGAAAAUUUGCCAUACAGAAACCUCGGGAGAGAUGACAGAGUGGUUUCUGAUAAUGGACGACAACUCAGAACCCCAUACUUAGAUGAGGAAGUUGCUCAGUUUGUACAAAGUUUGAACUGUUGGGAAAAAACAUUACCAGCGAAAGAUGAUAGUGGACCUAAAUUUCUCCUUCGAGGGUUAGCAUUUCAUUUACAAUUAAAAAAUGCAGCAGUUUUGAAGAAAAGAGCCCUUCAGUUUGGCUCUAGGAUCGCCAAUUCCAAGGAAAGCGCUCAUCACAUUUCUCCCAGAUUGUAAUUUUUUUUUUGUUAUGUUGUUUAUGUCAUUUUUUCAUUAAAAUUUUUUAUAAUA